AAGGAUGACAAUCAACGGCAUUGGUCGAAAUGUGCCUUGAAGUUUGGUCCACGCAUCUCAGGCGUCCUAAUACCGCAAUCUUGUGUCUCCACGCAUACUUUCCCUUUCAAGGCGAGCAUCGCGGGUGGACAUGAUUGAUAUGAAAUGCAUCUGACAUCCCAUGGUGUUUGAAAUUACGCCUGGUUGACUCUCAUCACGUCUUCUUUUACCAAAAUCCGGAUUUCGGAAAACAACUCAAUGGCAAUCUGGCUGUACAGACAGGCGCGAGGUGCCAUCCGGGAGCACCAAGCAAAGAAAGUUGUGCCCACUACCGAAGAUUCACAUCUUGUACCCGAGACUACACCAUCACACAAGACGCACGAAAGAUACGAUAGCGAGAAUGGCAUCGAACUUGGUUCUCCUAGAGCAAGCGACAGUCCAACGAAACAUUCGAAGGAGAACGUACAGGAGAAAGAGGAGACGCGUCAACGGAACAUACAGCAGUGGAAGCUGUUGAUCGGGUUGAUCCUACCAAACUUUCUCGCAGGUGUGGAUGUCACCAUUGUCGCGCCAGCUAUCCCACUCAUCUCAUCUGACUUCAAUCGACUGUCUGGUAGCUUCAACUGGAUCAUUGCCGCCUAUACAUUGACAUUCACAACCUUCGUACCCGUUUCAGGUCAGUUCGCGGAGGCUUUUGGUCGCCAUUCGACACUGCACUUUCAGAUGUUCUGGAUCAUGAUCGGAAGUGCAUUGUGCGCAGGCGCCCAGACUUGGGGUAUGCUCCUUGUAGGCAGAGCGCUCCAGGGUCUAGGUGCAGCAGGGAUCAUGAACCUCAGUCGCAUUAUCUUGUCUGACAAUGGUGCUACGCUGGCUCAGAUCUCGAGGAGUAACUCCGCGCUAUCGUUGCUCAGUGGUAUCAGUUACGGUGUUGGACCAGUUGUCGGCGGUUACCUCGCAGACGCAAGCUGGCGGUACUGCUUCGUGCUUCCCGUCGGUCUCGCUGCUCUUUCACACAUCCUCAUCGUUGUUCUCAUGCGCAAAGAGCUAGUCAAGGGCAACGCAGCCCGAGCAGCAGGCAACGUUGGUAGCUCUCGCCGGACGAACUACAUCGCAGGUCUUUUGAGCAUUGACUGGCCGGGUGUGUUCCUCUUCAUCCUCGGUGUCGGCCUGAUCAUCCUUGCGCUGCAAUGGGGUGGCACACAGUACGCAUGGAACUCAGCAGCGACCAUCGCACCGUUCGUCUUCGGUGGUAUCCUCGUCAUUUCCUUCUUCUUACACGAGUAUCUUCUGGGUCCUGGGCGAUUCAAUGCUCGCCUCCUACCGUCUCAAGUCCCCAUGAUCCCGUCGACGCUAUUCCGGAAGAAGGACACCUUCCUCCUCAUGAUCAUCAACUUCUCAGCCGGUAUCUCGCUGGUCAGUGCCUUCUACUUCAUCUCAUACUACUGGCAGCUCGCAGAGGGCUACUCAACUUCGAAAGCAGGUGUCCAGCUCCUUUACUAUACCCCAGGACUCGGUGUGGGCGUGUACGUUGCGAUGUACUUGUGCAACGUUCGGCCAGCGCAGACAUUCUUUCCCCUGUUUGUUGGUUCGAUAGUGGAAGGUGUUGGCCUUGCGGUACUAACCUACGCCGUGUCAAUUAGACACGGCACACUGGUCAGCGUCUUCCUUGCCAUCUCUGGCGCGGGUACUGGACUUCGCUUCAUGCCGGUCGUGUUGCACGCUGCGGGCAUCUGGUCGACACGUGUCCCAGCCAUGCAGUCACUGCUUUCGUUCAUGUUGCCUCUUGGCGAAACCAUCGGUAUCUCGAUGAUGGGAGCUGUAUUUACGAAUAAGCUCAGACACUAUUCUUCCGGUAUCUCCCCAGAAUAUAGUGGAAUUGGGAAUCUUGCGACACUCGACGGCUUGUCAGGACCUGUCAAGGACGCUGUGCAAAACGCCGCAGCUAGAUCAGUCAUGUGGGCGCUGGUCACUGUGUUGCCUUUCGUCGGCUUGGCUAUCAUUGCUUCGGCCUUCCUUGGCAAUGUCUGGAUCGGUCUGGUUGCGAAAGAGGAGAAGAAAGGACAGGCCCAACAGAAGGCGACAAAGGGAUACGUCAUGUAUGGCGUUUAUCUACUCGCCUUCUUCAAUGGUACCGUCGAUGCGAAUAAGCAGGAGCUGGAUGUCAACGCAGGGUACGAGGAGGUCAGGCAAAAGGUUGCGGACGUGGAAAACGACGGAGUGGCGGCACCUCAGAUUGCUCAUGUAAGGCAAGAGAGUCGCUAGGUCUAAGUCGUCGGAUUUCUCUGAGUGUCUAUAUCU
Messenger RNA from Macroventuria anomochaeta, 2277 nucleotides. RefSeq names its product MFS general substrate transporter. The transcript is spliced from 3 exons. Gene Ontology annotation, biological process: basic amino acid transport; transmembrane transport. Lineage: Eukaryota; Fungi; Ascomycota; Dothideomycetes; Pleosporales; Didymellaceae. Gene Ontology annotation, molecular function: basic amino acid transmembrane transporter activity. Gene Ontology annotation, cellular component: fungal-type vacuole membrane. The record is from RefSeq and is a predicted model, not a curated record. Bases 238 to 2241 code for a protein of 667 amino acids.